CGCGUUUCACGCGUUCGUUCUUUAGUUAUUCCAAGCCCGAUGCGAUCGCGAACGCGACGUUUUGUCUCCGUCUUUUUGUUUUGACAAUUUGUUUAAAUGGGAGUAUUGAGGACUAACCUCGUUUCCCUUUGUCUGUAUUCUUUUUAACAUGGUGUGACUAUGCUUUGUUGACGUACAAAAGCAAUGUUAGCUCUACUUUCCUAAGUUAAACAAAAGUGAAUAAGUUUUCUAAAAUUCUGAAGUCAUUCAGCUACAGACCUAGUAGCAACCGUUAGUGUUACUGUAAAUUUUGUCUAGAAAGAUAAGUCCAGCCGCUCGCCGACGCAACUGUGAUGAAAAAUGUAUAAGCAGGACCUUAUUUUACUGAUAUGCGCGUGCGGUGCACUAGCAGCGCUCGACGGCUACAGCUCGCAGCAGGACCCGGACCAGUUCCACAUACAGACCGACGACGACGACGAGCGCUACUUCCUUUACCAGACGCACAACGGGCAGUACAGGAAGGAGCGUCGGCUGAAAGAUGGAUCAGUUGUCGGUACGACAGGAUGGGUCGGUGCAGAUGGCUAUCUAAGGUUGCAAGAUUACAUAGCUGAUAAUGAAGGCUACAGAAUAUACAAAUCUAAGACUGUUUUUGUGGGACAGAACCGACCUAUUGGGGAGUCACUGAAAAUAGCAAAAACCGCACCAACAGACUCUGGCUUCGGCGUAACACCUGCACCAGCCCACCGACAGGUGCCAGUGAAUCGAGGGACCCCUCGUUUCAGCACCACCACCCAAACCCCAGUGCCAUCUUCAAGCUUCGCCCCGCCCUUCCCCUCGGAAGUCUCCAUCACAGCUCGCCUCCCGACAUCGACACCUCGCGUCCACGUGUCGCCAAACUCUAUCGAUACCGUAACUCCGAAUUACGACUUCAGGGCCACCGUCCCACCGAUAACCGCAAGCGAAGCCUCGCCUUCUCCAAACUCGUACGACAGUAAUAGCAUCGAUGAUGGCUACUACGCUAGCGACAGCACACCGUACAGAAGAGUCGACAUCUACAACCCAAAUUCUUAUAGACACGCGGAUGCCUGGCUCGCAAGGCAGAGAGCCGGAGCUCAUAUCGGCGACGGCUACACUCCUCAAUUCCCUGGUUACGACGGCGUAGCUUUUAGGAGAAACGGGUUCCGGUAUUAUCUACCGAAACAGUAUCAUGAGGAGGAAACUGAUAGUUCCGAUGAACGAACGGGCAGCUUCGGAUACGUAGACCCGUUCGGUAUCCGCAGAGUGAUAUAUUAUAACACUUCGCCAGGACAAGGGUUCCAAGUACGCAAGAACAAUAGAUAUGUCGGCCACGAUGCCACGCCUUACGACCCGAGGCCAAUAAAUUAGUGUGCUUAAAAAACUUUGUAAGUGAAAUAUAGUUACCUAAUUAAAUUAUUAACUUUGAAUCAGUAUUGUUCACAUGUGACUAUUAAUGGAGACAAAACGAUUUUCGAACGACGCGAACACUUAGCCAUUAAUAUUACUUUUAAGUGUAAUUAAGUAAUUAAAAAUGUAAAAAAUGAUGCUCAUAAAUUAAGUUAUUUAACGCAUAACUUAAGUUUAUAAAAUGAGUGUAAUGAGUUAUAUGAAUUAUAUUUUAUUAACACGAUUAUUAUAAAAGCAGUAAUAAUAUUUCUGCUGUGAAACUGCACGCUUAAUAUUCUUAAUUGUAUAAUAUACGAUCAAAAUAUUUAUAUACCAAUAUUUAGAUCAAGUAAGUGCCAUCACAAACAUUGUACCUACUUAUUUAUUAUAUUGAAAAUCACAUCGUACUUACCUAGUAAUAAUAUAUAGCAAGGAUCUGGAAGAAGUGUCACGCUUUAGGUACCUGGGAAGUCAGCUACGGAACGACAAUAGCCUUGCGUCCGAAAUACCAGCCCGGAUAGCUAAUGCAGCCGCAGCACUUGGGAAACUAAACAACCGUGUUUGGCGAUCACAUGAUCUUAAAUUAACAACCAAAAUUAUGGUCUAUAAGGCUAUAGUCAUACCAACUCUUCUUUAUGCCGCAGAAACCUGGUGCUGUUACAAAGCAGAUAUUAAAAGGCUGGACUCGUUCCAUCUACGCUGCCUUCGCUCAAUUCUGCGCAUAAAGUGGCAAGACAAAAUACCAAACACGGAAGUCCUGCGUCGGGUCAAGAUGCCUGGUAUCGAGGCAUUUAUCAUCAAACACCAGCUGAAGUGGGGUGGCCACGUCGUGCGCAUGGACAAUAACAGAUUACCCAAAGCUGUAUUCUAUUCAGAACUCUCCAGCGGAAAAAGGAAACAGGGGGGUCAGUACCUGCGCCACAAAGACGUCCUCAAGCGUCACCUAAUAACUUGCGGUAUACCGAGUGAUUCCUGGGAGGAGAUUGCGUUGCAGAGAACGGAAUGGCGCGCAACUGUUCAUAAAACAGUAGACCGAUACGAGCAGCGGCGUUUAGAAGACCUAGAUGCUAAGCGCCAUCUCCGUAAGACGCGACCGAAGCCCUCGUAUACCUACACCUACAACUCAGCCGGCCAGCUCCACUGCGGACCUUGCGAUCGCAUCUUCAAAACCAAGUUUGGCUUCGCAAGUCACAUAAGAGCGUUCCAUCGUCCUAAUUAAAACAUUUGGAGGAGUCGCCAUCGUCGGACACGGCGAGGAGGACUAUAUAUAUGUCGCAGUAAGAUAGAUAAAGCCGUUAUAUAGUUAUAACCCUAGGGAUAUAAUUAUAUGACGUAACAUAGUUAUAUGAAAGCGUUUCAUUACUAUCUUACUAGGUAUAUAAAUAUAACUAUAAUACGGCUUUAGUUUAGUGAUAUAGUUAUAUUACUGGAUUAAGUUUAGUGAUAUAGUUAUAUUACUGGAUUAAGUUUAGUGAAAUAAUUGUAGGUAGGAGUGCAGCGGUGCGGCGGAGGUAUAGUUAUAUCCCUAGGGAUAUAGUUAUAUGCCGUAUAAUACUUUUUAGUAAUAUUACGUAAAAGUACAGGUCGAUUCACGAAAGCUGGCGCGAGAUUUCUACUGAGUGACAGCUAUUUUCAUUGAAAUUCUGUCAAAUCUCGCGCCAGCUUUCGUGAAUCGAUCGCAAUGCCUCAUAAACCCUUAAGAAUAGCAGCAUGAAAAUAUAUAUAAUAGUUAUCUUACUAGGAAUAUGAUUAUAAUACGGCAUAUAACUAUAUCCCUAGAGAUAUAACUAAACCUCCGCCUCACUGCCGCACUCCUAAUACCUACAAUUACUAUCUUACUAGGAAUAUGAUUAUAAUACGUAGUUACGUACUAUACGGCAUAUAACUAUAUCCCUAGGGAUAUAACUAUACCUCCGCCGCACCGCUGCACUCCUACUUACAAUUAUUUCACUAAACUUAAUCCAGUGAUAUAACUAUAUCACUAAACUAAAGCCGUAUUAUAGUUAUAUACCUAGUAAGAUAGUAAUGAAUCGCUUUCGUAUAACUAUGUUACGUCAUAUAAUUAUAUCCCUAGGGUUUUAGCUAUAUAACGGAUAUAUCUAUCUUACUGCGACAUAUAUAUAUAUAUAUACCUAGUAAUAAGACAAAAGAUAAUAAUGCAGCGAUUCCAAAAGUAUUUACUAUUUACUAUAUUAUGUCAAAAAUAGAAAAAAUGCCGUUAAGACAAUAAAACUAUCAAAUAAGGACGUUGUGACUAUCCUUAUAAUACAUAUAAUAUACCCACGCCUCAAAGUGAAGGUCAAUGAACUCAUGUGUGGUGAUUUUGUCUGUAAAAGGAAGAGUGUAGGUAGUUAAUGUAUUCAGACUAAAAAAGUAAUCCAGAUAAAAAACCUGCGUACUUAAUUUGACCACUGAUUAUAUGUAUGUAGUUAUGUAUAUGUUCAACUCAAUUGUAGCUUGCCUAUAAACAAGAUUUUGAGACCAGAUAUUUUAAAAAAACCGGGCAAGUGCGAGUCGGACUCGCGCACGAAGGGUUCCGUACCAUAAUGCAAAAAAAAAACACAAAAAAAGCAAAAAAAAAACGGUCACCCAUCCAAGUACUGACCACUCCCGACGUUGCUUAACUUUGGUCAAAAAUCUAUGCCCUAACCCUAAAAAUGGACUUUCUGACACAAUUGUUUUAAAAUGCAGGUAUUUUAAUUGACUUUAAAGUCUUAAAAAAAAUAUCCCGCCAUCAAAAUCACAUCUGCUAGUUACACCACACCAUAGUACAUGAUGCAUCCAAAUGUAUUUACAAAUAAGCCGUUUUUUGAUGUUAUUAAUAAGGGAAUUCUAUGAAUUGCUUAUACCACCAGCUUAUAACGGCGGUAAAAAAUAAUUAUAGAGUCGACCACAAAAUUUAAAAAGGUAGUACUUAAUGAUAUACACUUUAAUUAAUAUGGUAAUUUUAAUAUUGGCUGUAGAUGCUCCACAGUAACAUAGUUGUAAGUUGGUGCAUGUCUUAUGUCGCGGCCAAUAAUUCUUCAUUACACCUGCAAAUUGUCAGGGACCUAUUUGACUCGAGAUAGUGUCACAACAUAUCUAAUCGCAAAAUAUGACAGUUUGACUGUAACAGCACCGAAGUAACUAUCCUCGUAAGACCCACGUAAAUUUUUGCGCUUUUAAAUUUGGAACUUUCUUUUAUUUCUGUAAGAGUUCAAAACUGGAAUUUAAUUUGUACUUGAGCAAGUACGCGGGGACUUACGAAGCUAUGGUGAACCUCUGUUAUUUUUUUGAGUCAAAUAGGGCCCCUACAGUGACGACUUCAAAAUGGCGACUUGUUGCUGCGACUACCACGGGAAUUAAUUUAUACUGACUAGUGUUCGUGCACAAAAAAGCAGUCAAAACUUUUUAAUAAAUAUCUUAAAUGAGUAAUUUACAUUAUCACGUCAUACUGUCUGUGCUCUCGAAUAUGUAAUUUAUUCUAACCAAUUAAAUAGCAAUUUAUUUGUUACUAAUUGUUUUGUUAUUAUGGAAAAGUAUUAUAAAAUUAUAAUGACAA
Cydia fagiglandana is the source of this 4924-nucleotide messenger RNA. RefSeq lists its product as uncharacterized. The transcript has 5 exons. Bases 340 to 1365 code for a protein of 341 amino acids. Gene Ontology annotation, cellular component: chitin-based extracellular matrix. Gene Ontology annotation, molecular function: structural constituent of chitin-based larval cuticle. Lineage: Eukaryota; Metazoa; Arthropoda; Insecta; Lepidoptera; Tortricidae. The record is from RefSeq and is a predicted model, not a curated record.